This is a messenger RNA of Arvicola amphibius (Eurasian water vole), 5005 nucleotides long. RefSeq names its product katanin catalytic subunit A1 like 1 (gene Katnal1). Gene Ontology annotation, molecular function: microtubule severing ATPase activity; ATP hydrolysis activity; microtubule binding. The coding region runs from base 270 to 1736 and encodes 488 amino acids. Gene Ontology annotation, biological process: microtubule severing. The record is from RefSeq and is a predicted model, not a curated record. Lineage: Eukaryota; Metazoa; Chordata; Mammalia; Rodentia; Cricetidae. The transcript has 11 exons. Gene Ontology annotation, cellular component: microtubule cytoskeleton; microtubule.
GGCUCUUUGUCUGCAGGGGGCUUCGGAGUGGUUGCUGAACGGGACGGGGUGUGUUGGGCUGGGGAAGGGCAGGUGAGCCGUGGGCCUCAGUGCUGCGCUCGGGCCCGGCAGCCACUGCACUCGCGGCCCCGCCCCAUCGCCACCGCGCGGGGCCUGGGCCCCUUGGUGCAGAACUGUGUGUUCGGCCCAAGGUCUAUGCGAGACCCGACGAACCCGUCAUUAAAAGGCCUUUUGCCUUUCCCCGCGAAUCUCUAGGUAUCUGAAGGAAGAUGAAUUUGGCAGAGAUCUGUGACAAUGCCAAGAAAGGGCGCGAAUACGCGCUUCUGGGAAAUUACGACUCAUCGAUGGUGUAUUACCAGGGGGUGAUCCAGCAGAUCCAGAGACACUGCCAGUCCGUGAGGGACCCGGCCGUCAAAGGGAAGUGGCAUCAGGUCCGGCAGGAACUGUUGGAAGAAUACGAACAAGUUAAGAGUAUUGUCAGCACAUUAGAAAGCUUUAAAGUCGACAAGCCCCCAGACUUCCCUGUGUCUUGUCAAGAGGAGCCAUUUAGAGAUCCGGCAGUUUGGCCACCCCCUGUCCCUGCAGAACACAGAGCUCCACCUCAGAUCAGACGUCCCAACCGAGAAGUGAGGCCUCUGAGGAAAGACAUGGGAGCUGGAGCCCGAGGACUCGUGGGCCGAGCACACCCGAUAUCCAAGAGCGACAAGCCUGCAAGCAGGGACAAGGACUGUAGAGCCCGAGGGAGAGACGACAAGGGGAGGAAAAACACGCAGGAUACGGCAAGCGAUGGUGAAAUCCCCAAAUUUGAUGGCGCUGGAUACGAUAAGGACCUGGUGGAAGCCCUGGAGAGGGACAUUGUGUCUAGGAACCCUAGCAUUCACUGGGAUGAUAUAGCAGAUCUGGAGGAAGCUAAGAAAUUGCUCCGGGAAGCUGUUGUCCUUCCUAUGUGGAUGCCUGACUUUUUCAAGGGGAUUAGAAGGCCAUGGAAGGGUGUGCUGAUGGUUGGACCUCCAGGGACUGGGAAGACUAUGCUAGCCAAAGCAGUUGCCACAGAAUGUGGGACAACCUUUUUCAACGUCUCCUCCUCUACACUGACAUCUAAAUACAGAGGCGAAUCAGAGAAGUUGGUCCGUCUGUUGUUUGAAAUGGCUAGGUUCUACGCCCCCACCACGAUCUUCAUUGAUGAAAUAGAUUCUAUCUGCAGUCGAAGAGGCACGUCUGACGAGCAUGAAGCAAGUCGCAGAGUCAAGUCUGAGCUCCUCGUCCAGAUGGACGGAGUUGGAGGAGCCUUAGAAAACGAUGAUCCGUCCAAAAUGGUGAUGGUUUUGGCGGCCACUAACUUCCCGUGGGACAUCGAUGAAGCUUUGCGAAGGAGACUAGAGAAGAGGAUCUACAUCCCCCUCCCGACAGCAAAAGGAAGAGCUGAGCUUCUGAAGAUCAGCCUUCGGGAGGUGGAGCUGGAUCCUGACAUCCGUCUGGAGGACAUCGCGGACAAGAUGGAGGGCUAUUCUGGCGCCGACAUAACUAACGUCUGCAGGGACGCGUCUCUGAUGGCGAUGAGGCGGCGCAUCAGCGGCUUGAGUCCGGAAGAGAUCAGGGCCCUGUCCAAGGAGGAGCUGCAGAUGCCUGUCACCAGAGGGGACUUUGAGCUGGCGCUGAAGAAAAUUGCCAAGUCUGUCUCCGCCGCGGACCUGGAGAAGUACGAGAAGUGGAUGGUUGAAUUUGGAUCUGCGUGAUUUUUGUCAGCUCUUUCAUUUCUGGUAUUUUUGCCUAUAAAGUGUGAAGAAAUUCCUUAAAUUUAAAAAAAAUCUGGAAUUUUUCAUCAGAGAAAAUUUCACUUAAACGCCAAAGCAAAGCAAAAUGUCUAGAGCCACAGAGAAAGGCGGUUGAGAAAUGAGACGUUUGUAGAGUCUGCUGGCUUCGAGCUCACAAACCUCGUCCUCACGCCACAGAGCACGCAAGCCAGUGGGCCGGGCUGAGGGGUAGGACUGGGCUGGAGGGCCUCGCUUACAGAGCCUUGGCCAAAUGUUCUUGCUUACUUGCAUUCAUUGUCUGUUUUCCCAGUUCUUUACUCUCUGAUCAUAAAAGACACAUAUGUGCACCGGGUGUGAGUGCGCGCUCACACACACACACACAUACACACACACACACACACACACACACAGCGAAACUCAAUUUCUGUCAAAUUUAUUAAUUGUCAUUUUGAGAAUGAUAGAUAGUAAAUUCUGAAAGAAAUAAUGCAUUUUAAAUCUGUAGAACUUAAUACUGUUAGGAUCUAAUAUGUAAUUAGAAUUUUUACUUCUCUGCCAGUUCUUCUUAGCUGCUGGCUUCUGUCUAUCAAGGAAUAGUCUGUGAUCUAUGGUUUUUCCCCUGGCAUAUAAUCAUUUUUUGCUAGUGCCUCUCCCACAUCAUUUGGGAAGAUGGGACGAAUCUUACUUCGUUAGCAGCACGUCUUCACCCUGUUGUCCAGAGUUCUCACUUUUCUUUCAAUGUGCUCAAAUCAAUAGAGCGAUUAUUUCUUCUCACUUCCAACACUGCUUUUUUGUUGAGUUUGACUUUUAUGCUUGAGAUAAGUACUCUGAGUUCUAAACAAGUCUAGCCUCUAGGCUAAUGCAAAACAAACAUUUCUUUUUCUUUCAUAUACUAGUAUUUUGCCAGUUUGUAUGUCUGUUUACUACAUGUGUUGCAGUUCCUGAGGAGGCCAGAAGAGGGCAUUGGAUCCCCUGGAAUUGAAGUUACAGGCAGUUGUGAGUCACCAUAAGGAUGGUGGGAAUAGAACCCAGGUCCUCUUCAAAAGCACUCAGUGCUCUUAAUGGCUGAGCCAUAUCCCCAGCCCCACAAAUAAAACCUCUUAUGGUUCUCAGACAGCUUGUUUUGCAAACAGUAUACUAACAGUGAACAAUACUCAAUAAUUAGAAAGUUUUCCUUCUAAGACCCUGUGUAUGCAAUGGGAUUAGAAUAGGAAUCCGACACGCUCAUUAGACAUGGAAUUAGACAGUAGGAAGAUCCCAGAAAGGGAGCUGCAUGUUCUGGGUCCUCAUGUUGAUUCUCUAUAAUUAAUUAUGUCCAUCCAUUUGGAUCAUCAGGCAAUCCAUCCUUUCAUAUAAGCGUGUAAAAAGCAUGUCUGUGAUAACAUCCUGAAAUCUUGAUUCUCAAGCCUACUAUUUUAAAACUAUGUACAUCCUAUAGGCAUUUUCAAAAUCUCUCACUGUGAUGUGUACGUAAGACAUUUGAUCUCUUUUCCUUACUCAGACCUGUUGUGUUCCUUUCAGGUAAUCUAAAUCUGACUCUCCAAGCUCCUGGGUUCAUCUCAUUCCUAGAAAGUGUCCUCUUUCUUCUGAGACACACAUUAUGUAUUUCAAAUCGGAAGCCAUGAUCUUAUCGUGAUGGGACUAAUUCUUGAAGAGUUAGGUUGAGAGACAGAGGAGCAAACGUGCGUUUACUUGUGUAUCUGGAGGAAGGGUCUCACAUGGUUGUCUGAGCCGGUCUUCCGCUCUUGGGCUCAGAUGAUCUUCCCUUUCAGCUUCCUGAGUAGCUGGGACUCCAGCCCCACCCCCGGGUUAUUUAUUUAUUUAUUUAUUUAUCUAUUUAUUUAUUGGCUUGCGAAUAGUUUUGUUUGUUUAAUGUCAUCUGAAAAGAAUUUGUCUACAAAGAAGUGAGACACAAGGAAGCAUUGGUUCAGCGCUGAUGAAUCCACACAGUUAGGACUGGGGAGUAGGCCACCUAAACAUUUUUAAAAAUUGGAACCUACAAACAAAAUAAUCUGAUAAAAUCUAUUAACACUUCUGAAGAGUUAUGCGACUCUUGGCUUUUUUCUUGAAUGAGAGAACUCCAGCCAGUUGAUCAAGGGUUCCUCAUAGGCAUGGAAGAAGAAAAGGUGAUAGCCUGACUGGUCCCCGUGUUGGUCAAGUAUGCUCCCCAGCCCACAUAUCAUAGCAUCUUACUGAAGCAGGCCUGUGACCGCAUCGCCUGCAGGGAGAUGGCAGUCGUCAGUAACCAUGUCCUCUGUCCUCCAGCACCAUCCCUUAGGGGAGCCUAUGCACCAGCCCUUCAGCUGACUCUAGGAGCGUCACAGUGAUUGUGAACCUGGGCUAAGCGCAUAAGAAAGUGGCUGAUGGGGCAAAAGAACUUUUUUUUUUAUUAGUGACUCAGUCCAGUCAGUGUACUUCAAAAGGUGCAAUGUGUUUUUUCAUUUAUCAAUGAAGAUAGAAACCCAUCCCCAAAUCAGCAAACGGCAAACACACACCCUUUCGGUCACAGUCACACACGUAGUGCGUCCUAGGAAGGGCAGGACAGCCUCCGUCCACUUUUCACGAGUCUCACCCAAGUCCGGAUCCACUCAAGGGUGGAGAGAAUCGGCAGCUUCCAAGGAGCAUGUUAUUAAACGAGGCAUUUCUGCGUGCCUUCUUCAGAGCGCCAGGAAGGGACAGCCUUCCAAUCCCGGGCCAGCUCUUCAGCAGUCCCUCAGUGGUAGCUUCUGUCUGGUCUUGGCAAGUUUCCCAAUAGCAGAGGGGAUAUCUCUGAGAUCAGUUUGGGUUCCAACAAGCAUGUAAGGAGUCUUUGGACAGUCGGGAGCUAUCUCAGGUCCCUGCUUUUCUUUCACAUUUUCAAAUGAGGAUGGAGAAACCACUGGAAAACAUACUAGAAAAAUGUUUGUUUGUGGGUGACUCAGCGGUUGCAGUCUGUCAAAUCCACUUGCCCUGCAGUAUCAAAAAGUCCAAGAGCACAUGGCUCUCCACCAGUCCUAACUGUGACUGCACAGCUGUUGAAACAGCUGGACCUGCUCCAGCGGAGACUUGUUUGUUGUAUAAGCUAUCAGGAGGCAUGUUUUGUUAUCAGUACCAUCGCUGGCGACUACGCACUUAGCGUCUGUGCUGUGGAAAUAGUUCUGUGUCCACUUUUAAUAUUUCAGAUUAGAUGUUGACCUCACCUUCUCCAUCAGGGCAUCGGCAGAACUCUUAGAUAAUUUAUAAACAUUUAAAAUGAGCAGCUAGCCGGGCGGUGG